Rubroshorea leprosula is the source of this 806-nucleotide messenger RNA. Lineage: Eukaryota; Viridiplantae; Streptophyta; Magnoliopsida; Malvales; Dipterocarpaceae. The record is from the annotation of a GenBank genome assembly.
ACCAGAAAUCAAAACGGACACAUAGAUACGGUUUGAGGAAAAGAAGAUGGAAGGAAGCAGGAGAGUGGGUGUCGCCGUGGAUUUCUCUGAUUCCAGCAGGAACGCAUUGCGCUGGGCGGUGGACAAUGUCAUCCGGAAAGGCGAUCAUCUGAUUCUGGUUACGGUUCACGCCAAAGCCUAUUAUGAAGAAGGCGAGAUGCAGCUUUGGGAAGCCACUGGUUCACCUUUGAUCCAGCUUUCGGACUUCUCUGAUCCAAACAUCAUGAAGAAGUAUGGAGUGAAGCCUGACCCUGAGACCCUGGAUAUUGUAAACACUGCUGCUGCGCAGAAAGAGAUUGUGGUGCUGUUGAAGAUCUAUUGGGGCGAUGCACGAGAAAAGAUAUGUGAGGCCAUUGAUAGUAUCCCUCUCAGCUGCAUUAUUAUAGGAAACAGAGGGCUUGGAAUCCUUAAGAGGGUUAUAAUGGGCAGUGUAAGCAACCAUGUUGUGAAUAAUGCUUCUUGCCCUGUUACUGUAGUGAAGACCUAACUUCCUCACCCCGCCCCCCCUCCCCCAUCCCCAUUAAUAAGCACCGUUUCUAGCGCAGAUAAUUUCCUUGCAAUGGCUAGUGAUAUCUUGUAUGGCAUGUAGAGAGGAGUUGUUUGUGAACCCUUUUGUCGGAAUUGGAGAGGGUUCAAGUUCACGGACACAUUGAUGCAGUUAUUUGUAUAUGCUAGAUCAGCUAUUUUAGCCGAACUCAUUGCUCAUCAUGCAGUUUACCUAUAUUGUGGAGAUUAAGUUUUUUUCUGCAGUUAUUUAAAAUUUUUGU